AUGAAACUUAUCUUUGUAUCUAUUCUAUUAUGUGCGACUAUUUAUGUCGCUUGUGGUUUAAAAUUACUUGCAUCAUCAUCACGUCAAUUAAAUCGUCGAGAAACGAAAUUUAUCAAACGAUUAGUCAAACGACAAGCUAUUAGUGAUACCAAAUGUGAUCGUCGUAAUUGUAAGACUCCAAAUUGUGGCAAAGAUUUUGUAGCAGCUGCUUUACCUGGAGAAUGUUGCGAAAAAUGUGUACCAUGGGAAUAUGCUUCAAGUUUAGGUAUUCAAUAUCCACAAGCACCACCACAACCAGCUUAUGAUCCUCGAACACAACAAGGUUAUCAAUAUAAUCAAUAUCCAUAUAAUCAACCACAACAAUAUCAACCACAACAAUUUCAACCACAACGUGUUGAUGUAUAUAUAUUUGGACCUGAUGAUGGUGCUCGUGUAUCAACUGGACAAAGUAUUUAUUUUGAUUGUGAAAUUGUUUCACCUUAUAAUCAAUAUGCUCAACCACGUUGGUCACGAUCUGGCAAUCAGCCAUUACAAUAUAAAGUACAAAGUACAAUUCUUCCAGGCAAUCGUAAAAUUGCACGACUUACAAUUCCUGAUGCUACUCAUAGUGAUGCAGGUCGAUAUGAAUGUAAUGCUGGUACUGGUAAUCCAAAUGAUCAAGCUUCAAUUGAUUUACAAGUAACUGAUGGUGGUUACUAUCCUCGACCACAACCACAACCUCAACCUCAACCUCAACCACAACCUCAACCUCAACCACAACCUCAACCUCAACCACAACCUCAAUAUCCUCAAUAUGAUCCAUAUAAUCAGUAUCCAUAUAAUCAACCAGGUUACUAUCCAUCUCAACCACAACCUCAGCCAGUACCGCAACCACAGCCACAACCGCAACCACAACCAUCUCCUAGUGAUGAAGGUGAUGAUACAGAUCAAGAAGAACCAGCAGCUGAAACUACAACACAAAAACCAACAACAACACCAGCACAUCAAGAAGAAGCUGAUGAAGAUGAAGGAGAAUAUCCAGAAGAUUAUUCUGAAAAUGAAAAGUAA
Messenger RNA from Rotaria sp. Silwood1, 1047 nucleotides. The record is from the annotation of a GenBank genome assembly. NCBI's taxonomy places the organism in Eukaryota, Metazoa, Rotifera, Eurotatoria, Philodinida, Philodinidae.